Molecule: messenger RNA, 7947 nt
Organism: Zalophus californianus (California sea lion)
Lineage: Eukaryota; Metazoa; Chordata; Mammalia; Carnivora; Otariidae
Gene: LFNG
Product: LFNG O-fucosylpeptide 3-beta-N-acetylglucosaminyltransferase
Exons: 10
Coding region: 4739-6019 (426 amino acids)
Biological process (GO): regulation of Notch signaling pathway; pattern specification process
Cellular component (GO): Golgi membrane
Molecular function (GO): O-fucosylpeptide 3-beta-N-acetylglucosaminyltransferase activity
Source: RefSeq, a predicted model, not a curated record
GGCAGGCGGCCCCGCCCAGCCCCCCGCCCCCACUGAGCUCUCCGAGGCCACCGCACCAGAUGCCCCCUGUGUCAUCCUUCCGCUCCCGGGCUGGCGCUCUGUCCCAACAGCCCUGCCCACGGCAUCCUCUGCCCUCACAUAACCUCCUGCAGGAGCUGGAGAGCAAGCUGCUCCUUGGGCCCUCACCGCCGGGCACAGGCCUCCCCGGGGGCGGGGGCACCGCAGGAGAGCCACCCCGGGCGCCCCACAGGGGCCCGUGCCACAGGAGCGAGGCCCAUCACCUCGCCGGGCGUUCUUCCCCUUGGCCCACCGGACACGGCGGGCUGGGAAGUUCUUUGUCUGGGGCCUGUCUUAGACGGCCCGGAAGCGGCCGCAGCCCCCUCUCUCCUGCCCCGCCAGGGCCCACCUACCCUUGAGGACCCUUGCCCUGCCCUCCUGCAGGACCCCUCCCUGGACUAGCUUUCCUGUUGGGAGCCACGCGAAGAAACGAGGAGCGAAAGCAAAGCCCUGGCCGCAGGACACAAGGCCUGGAGGGAUGGACGCCCGUUGUCUCAGCUGGACCUUCUAUAAGGCCGCUCGAACCACAUCAUUUUUGUUCACAGACCCUUGGUGGCUCCCCAUGGCCUCCCCCGCCUGACCCGGAGCCUGGACUUGGAGGCUCCUGCUCCCCAGCUUCAUGUCCCACCGCUCUGGGAACCACCCUACCACCAAAGUGCACCACCUCUCCAGACCCCUCUGGGCGGCACCCCUCCCCCGCCUUCCCACCCACCUCUGCCUGCUGAGCCUUCGAGCUACCGAUCGAUGGUCACCCUCUUUCCCUGGAAUCCUUGCCUGAAGUGCUCUACUCCCAGCCCCAGCACACAAUGGAUUACCCCUGGCCCAGGCCCCGGGCACGCUUGAGCUUGACCCAUCUUCCAACCCCGACCACGCUCUACCUGUUUGGAGGACACCCGAGAGCCUGAGGAAGACUGUGAGCUCCCUGCGGCCAGGGCCUCUGUCUGAGUCACCCCCUCAACUACCCGAGAGCCGAGCAGAGCCGGGGGUGGAGAAAUUGCCCCGUUUCCUGUUGAACGGUUGGGUGAAGUGGACAGAUGGACGGACAGAUGGACAGGUGGAAGCUCUCAUAGAGGCAGAGGCUUCGGUCUCUGGGCUCGGCCGCUGGGUUGGAGAAGGCUUGCUCUGGGAACGUGGAACAGGCCUGCUUCGGAUGACUUCCUGCGAGUUAACCAGUCACCCGUUGUGUCUCCGGGAUCUUCCCAGAAAAGAGACAGUCCAGACGAAGCCAGCCUCAAUGUCCCCAGGAGCUUCUGGAGAAGCAGCUUCCAGAAACUGGUAGGACCGACUCCAUCCACAGGAGGCCCCAGGCUGAGCCCCGGCAGGAAAAGCAGGCCCGAACUCAAGUGGGGGCACCAUACUGCCUCCGAGCCUGAUGGGGGGGGGCAGAGUAGGGCCUCAUGGUCAUGUGGGCCCCCUUUCCUUGGCCACCUCUCUAUACACCUUCAAUGGACAGCUCUGAAGCCGUUCAGCCACCUGCUGCCCAGGAGCCCCACGGACCCACGUGCCUGCUUGUGUGACGAUUUGCCCAUGAGCACCUUGUAAAGUGGACGGCAGUGUUAUCCUCGUGCUACGGGAGGAAAACUGAGGCUCACAGCAGGAACAUCCCAGGUCUGAGGUCUGGGAGCAGAGAAGGGGCCCCUCUGGGUUUGUAAGGCUGGUGGGCUGGCUCCAGAGGGGUCCCCAGCCCCUGUGCUGUGCUGGGGCCUGCCUGCAGCCCGCGCUCCCAGCCCCCUUCCCCAGGACCCUAAGGCCCCCCAGGAGCUUCCUGGCAACCUGGUCAGCCCUCCCCAUCCCCUCUGAGCUCCCCAUUUCCUGUCCUGAGCCCAGCACCUCCCCUUCCCCCAGGGCUCGCUGGCUGGCUUUUUGGCUCAGUGGGUCCCUGGUGGGGGGAGCCUUUGGGCCUAGGGCAAGGGCAGGGGAGGAGAGUGCCCUAGGCUUGGGGAAGGGGGAGAGGGGAGCUAAGCCGGCCACCCCCUUACAGUUUUUAGACCUCAAGGAGUCACCACGAAAUUCCAUUCUCCUGACAGCAAAGAAACUGAAUCACUCUUGCCAAAGCCCACGGCCCCCACAAGAAUGCUGUAAAGCUUUGUCCGGCUGUUCCCAGACAGGCAGCCACACCCGGGACCCCCCGCUCCCCGAGCCUGGCUGCAGAGAGGCGCAGGAAAGCCCCCCCCCCCAGGCUGGACUGGUCCCGCUCUGUACAGGUGCUCCCUCUCCUCGCUCCCCGCGUGCAAGGCAGCAGUGCACCGAGCUUCACCUUGCUUUCUGUACAAUGGGCAGCCUGGAGCCGGGCCACAAGUCAGGGAAAGCAAGGAGUGCCACGUCCUCGGCAGGGCCUUGUCAGGUGGGUGUGUGGGGUACCACGGCGGUGUGCUGCUCCCCCUUGACCUCUCAGAGAACAGUCAGCAUCUAGGGGGUACCAAGUAUGGAUGCCACUGACCUGAAUCCCAGGUGCGGCGCACAGCUCAUGCAAAGAUUUUGGGGCACAAUGGUGCUCGGGCUGCUGGGGAAUGGGGAGGAUUGCAGGGUUCAACAAGAAAUGGGGCUGGGAAUAGGUAGACACCAGGCCAGGAUUUGAACUCAGAGCAAUGGGGAGCCAUGGAAGAUUCUGAUUAUGUGUGUGUGUGUGUGUGUGUAGGGAGUGGGGUAUGAUUAGAACCGUCUGGUUGCAGAGUGCAGAAUAAAACAGCAGGUAGAUGGGCGACAGGGAGACCAGGGUGGAGACUGCCCAAGACGUCCAGAGGAGAGAUGAAGGUGGUGGAGGGGCCUCCUUCUAACAAUAGCCCAGAUCUGAGAUAGAUGGGAGUUGGUGGUGGGGCAAGGGACAUGGGGACUUCAGACUUGAGGCUGGGCUGGGGCUCAGCCUACUGUUUGGGGGCAGCCCAUGCAGCCAUAGGGAAUUUUUCUCCCCUGCCCACCCCCACCCCUCCAGCUGCCUCCAGGCCCUGAGGCUGGGCUGAUGGGGGAGGGGUUUAUGGCAGGAGGUGACACCACGGGAGACUUAUCACUUGGGCACAGCCAGGACCAUCUGCUCAGGCAUCUGCCUGCCUGAGGUGGUGCCUGCUAAUUACCUGGGGUGGGGGGGAGCAGGAAGAGGCCUGGGAACCACUAUCCUCCAUCACACCCCAUGACAGAGGGGCUGGAGGAGGGCCCCAGGACCCUAGGAGCAAAUGGGCCACAGCCUCCCUGCUCCCGGGUGGGGUUGGGCAGACAUCUACGCAGUAACUCCUUACAGAGCACCUACUACGUUCCAGCCCUGUUCUGCACUUGACCUUUGCGGGGGGCAGACAUCUCUACCCAGUAAAUCCAUACAGAGCACCUACUACGCCCUGUUCUCCUGAACUUGACCUUCAGUGCAGGAAGGGGGACCCAUUGCAGGCAGAGGGCUAAGGGCUGUGAGGAGAACUGGCCUGUGGGCAGAGUGAGCGCUGAAUGGGCCGCCGGGCCCUGGUGGUCGCAAAGGGCCUCCCGAGGAGGGGAUGCCACAGCCGAGAGGGAGGGGAAGGAGGCUCAGCCAAGCGGAGAGCCGCCCCCAGCUGCGCUUCCGGAAGAUGCUGAGGGCAGGGAGCUCAGACCCUGAUCCCGCGCCAGGGGGCCCCCUGGUCACUUCCGGGCCCCUCGCCCCUCACCCUCACCCCGGCUGCUGGCGCGCAUUCCUGCCGCCCCUGCUCGUGCGGUGGGCCGGCCCGGCCCGUGGGAAGGCCUGGGGGUGGGGGCCGCCGUGUGCCGGGGAGGCGGGGCGGGGGCACAGCUGGGCCACAUCUGGCCUGAGCGCAGAGGGACCAAAUGGGACAGAAAGCAGCCUUUCAUCCCGCGAGGGGCGGGGCGACUUCAGUUUCUUCUCGCCACGGGGCGUCCGGAGGACUUCGGGGACCGGCUCCGCACCCCCGCCGCCGGGCUGGAAUUCGAGGAAAUUAGCUCGGGGCGGGGGCGGGGGUUAGGGCGCUGAAGGUGGAAUUUAAUACAGGUGCUUUCUCGGUGGAAACACGUGUCCCUGCCCGUGGCUCGGCGGGGGGGAGGGGGGCUCAACAACUCCUCAGCAUUAAUCACCGCUGCCUUAGGUGCGCUCAGGUCCAGUUAGGCGCCGCCCCCUAUUCUUGGCACGCACCACCGCAAGGGGAGGACGCCGGGCUUGGGGCGGGGCAGUGCACCGCAGGAUUGCGGAGCCUGAAGCCCCCGUGCCAGAGCACCGGUCACCGCGCCGAGGGCGCGCCCUUCCGCGUGCCAGACGCCCCAUGCGGCCCCCGCCGGCGCUGGCCAGCCUGGCUUCCCCUUCGGGGCCACCGGGGCGGGCCGGGCCCAAGGCCCCACGCCCCUCGGCCGCCCGCGGGGGACGACCUGGGCGGGGCGUGCACGUGCUCACAGGGGGCGGGGCGGCAGUGCCCGCCGGGCCUUUCCCAGACCCCCGCCGCGGCCCCACGUGGGCGCUGCGACUCUCGGGGGGCGACCCGCGCGAGGUCCCGCCCCAGGGCCCCGGAGCCAGUGAGAGCGCGGUAGGGGCGGGGCCUCGCGGAGGACCACGCCCCCAGAGGGCGGAGUCCGGCGGGGAGGUUUAAGAGCGCGGCGCGCGGGCAGUGGACAGCUGAACGCGCCGCGGGACCCGGGAUCCUCGGCGCCGGUGUGCGGGGCGGGGCAGGGCAGGGCGCACCGGGCAGGGCGCGCCGGCGGCCGCCACCCCACCAUGCUCAAGCGAUGCGGCCGACGCCUGCUGCUGGCGCUGGCGGGCGCGCUGCUCGCCUGCCUGCUGGUGCUCACGGCCGACCCGCCGCCGCCCCCUGUGCCCGCAGAGCGCGGCCGGCGAGCGCUGCGCAGCCUGGCGGGCCCCGCGGGGGCGGCCCCGGCGCCCGGGCUGGAGGCGGCGGCGGCGGCGGCGGCGGCGGCGGCGCCCGCUGCGCUCGCUCGCGAGGUGCACAGUCUGUCCGAGUACUUCAGCUUACUGACUCGCGCGCGCAGAGACGCGCGCCCACCGCCCGGGGGCGCUCCCCGCCCCGCCGACGGCCACCGGCAGCCGCCGGCCGAGUCGUUGGCGCCCCACGACGUUUUCAUCGCGGUCAAGACCACCAGAAAGUUUCACCGCGCGCGCCUCGAUCUGCUGCUGGAGACCUGGAUCUCGCGCCACAAGGAGAUGCCCGGUCUGCCUGAUGGGGCCACUCUCCCCGUUGAGUUGUGCAAGUGUCAGAGGGGGACCCGACCCCAUCCAACUUCCAGAGCCCUGGAUAGUGUGAAUCGAUCCUACCAGCUGCCAUUGCUUGGGACGUUCAUUUUCACCGAUGGGGACGAUGAAGCCCUGGCCAGGCGCACGGGCAACGUGGUCAACACCAACUGCUCAGCUGCCCACAGCCGCCAGGCGCUGUCCUGCAAGAUGGCGGUGGAGUACGACCACUUCAUCGAAUCGGGGAGGAAGUGGUUCUGCCACGUGGACGACGACAACUACGUCAACGUCAGGGCUUUGCUGCGGCUGCUGGCGGGCUACCCGCACACGCAGGACGUGUACAUCGGCAAGCCCAGCCUGGACAGGCCCAUCCAGGCCACAGAGAGGGUCAGCGAGAACAAGAUGCGCCCUGUCCACUUCUGGUUUGCCACUGGUGGGGCAGGCUUCUGCAUCAGCCGUGGGCUGGCCCUGAAGAUGAGCCCGUGGGCCAGCAGGGGCCAUUUCAUGAGCACAGCCGAGCGGAUCCGCCUGCCGGAUGACUGCACCAUCGGCUACAUCGUGGAGGCCCUGCUGGGUGUGCCCCUCAUCCGCAGCGGGCUCUUCCACUCCCACCUGGAGAACCUGCAGCAGGUGCCCGCCUCGGAGCUCCAUGAGCAGGUGACCCUCAGCUACGGCAUGUUUGAGAGUAAGCGGAACGCCAUCCACAUGAAGGGGCCUUUCUCGGUGGAGGCUGACCCGUCCAGGUUCCGCUCCAUCCACUGCCACCUGUACCCGGACACACCGUGGUGUCCCCACAGCGCCGUCUUCUAGCAGCCGUGGUUGAGACCCUGUCCUCGGGCGCCCCUGGUAUCCAAAGGGCCCGGGGACCUGUGUUGUGCCGCCCUGGCCUUGGCAUUCGAGGCUCCCCCAGGGCUGUGCCUACGUGUGUGUGUGCGCGCAUGCGCGCCCGUCCAUGGAGCAGGCUGCUGGGCAGUUCUGUUCUGCCGAGAAGCAAGCACAAGGGCCACUUGUCUGCCCCGUGGGGCCGCGGGCUCCAGAGCCCCAUCCCAGAGGAUGUGUAUCAGAGGUCACUCUGAGGGCAGUUUUCUUAUUACUGCGGGGUCUUUCGGCAGCGUGGGGAUCAGGGGCUGCUCUGCAGGGAUAUGCAGGUGCCUUUCCCUCCCUGUCGGGUGCGGGCCCUGUGCUGGGGGGGGGGGGCCUCAGAGCCCCCAGCACAGCUGAGCCAGGCUCAGUGCAAGGAAGCUGGGUUUGGGAGGAGCGGCCCGAGCCCCCUUCUCCCGCUGAGCUCUGGACUUAGAGGACUACCAGCCAGCACCUGGUUCGGCGCCCCCCCCCCCCCCCGGAAGCCCCUAGUGGCCAUGUGGCUAGGGGAACAGGGGCUCCCCUCCCAGCCCUCCCUCACCAACGUCUCUUUGUCUCCCCGUGCUGGGGAGACAGAGCUGAGCAUUUUAUCUCCUCUCCGAAGCUGAGAGAACGUCGCCCAUAGUGGGCGUGCCUGUAAAUAUUUGUGACAGUAUUUUUUUACUGUGCUUGUUUAUCAUAAGGGGGUGGGUAAACGGUAGGGUGUUUGUGGGGUUUUUUGGGGGGGUGGGGGGUGGGGUUAUUUUAUCUUUUCUGUGGAUCAGAAAAAGCAGAAGCCAAACUUGAGAUAAUCUUUGUUGUUUAAACGGAGGAAAAUGUCUGCCACUCCACGUAUUUAUAUGUCCCAGCCUCCGGACUGCCCGCGCCCCGUCCUGCACAGGGCCUGUCUCCCGCAGGCCCAGCUUGGCCCACCAGGCCUGUGGAGUGUGUUGUCUUCUGUUUUUCUUUCCGCAAACACAUAGCUAGGAAAGUGAACAAUAAUGGAAAAGUUCUCAGGGAAUUGAAGUGUGGUUGCUAUGGUGACGCCCUUUGCUGUGAAUAAAGGUGCUCUUUGGGGCAACCCCGGGGGGUCCUGGUCUUGCUGGAAGUUGGGCCAGAGACACAGGUCUGUCACAGGUCUGUCGGAGGGGCUCCAGGGGGCCUGGGGGCUUGUUUGCGCUCCUGUGGGGGAGGUGGAUUAGAAGGGACUCCCAAGAGCCACUUGCAGGUGCCGGAGAGGCGCGGCCAGCCCAGGGCACCGUGGAAGUGGUCGUGGGGUGGCUGGAUCGGCAGGUCUCACCCAGAGGAGCAGCCUGUAGGCUCUGUAGCUCCGGCCUGUGUGGGCCUAGCCUGCCCUGGAGGAGGGAGGGGGCUCGCGGGGGCCCAGCCUGGGACCUCCUUAUCUGGCUUCAUCCCCAUCCCAAACCCACAAGAGGCCAUAUUGUCCCAUUUUGCAGAUGGCAAAACUAAGCCUCAGGGCCAGUGACAGCCAAGGUCAGGCAACUGAGCGGGCGGGGGUGGUAAAGAGCUGAAACUCAGAGGCCUGGUGGUCUUGGAUCCUGGCCUCCCCUUGGGCCGGGGACCCCACACUCAACCUCGCCUCUGUGAAGGGGCUCCAUGCCUGGACUGGUCCUGGCGCUGGGCCCCCAGGCCAGCCGGACGGAGGCUGGACGAGCAUUCACACCGAUCUUGUUUUCUGCCCGCUCCCUGUGGCUCGCUCUUCAUCACAUGCAGCCUUGCGGGGGGUGGGGGGGGGCAGCCGGCACUCCCUCUUCCUCACACGGAGCCCCCGCUGCCCCCCGGGUCCUCCACGUUGGCCGCUCUGCUCCACAGUUAACCUUCUCAACAUGUCAGAAUAAAGACAAGUGUUUGCAAAGCGCCUCCUGUCCCCACCCCUG